GAUUCUGAAAAAGCCACAAAACCCUAAAAAGCUAGAAAAGAGAAAACAGUGGGAGCGUUCAGCGCGCUAAUCACACAAAUUGGGUGAUCUUCCACUGUCUGUAUGUACUGUGUGUGGUAGGGUUUUAUGUAAUGUUGAUAGACUGAGGCUGAGACUAUUGAUUUCGAUUUUGAUUUCAACUAUGGAGGGUUUACAGAAAGCGUUCCGUGAUUUUUCUCAAGACCCUAAACUGGGCUUUCUCUCUUCUUCUUCCAUCAGCGGAGGAGGAAGGGCCUCUGCUUUGUCUGCUGACCAAUCUCAAGUCCUCGUCACCAGACCUCCCAGACAAACUGUAUCGUUGUGGACAUGCUCAAAGCUUUGUGCAAUUUGCUUUGUUGCUGGAGUAGUUCUUGGUUUCACGCUGAAGCGACGUGUCCGACGCUGGGCAUCUAAACUUCUCAGGAGGAUAAGAGAUGAUUAGGGCUAACUCAAUACUUAUAUCAUCAUUUUCUUGGGGAUCUGAAAUCUGUAAAGUUUACUGCUCAUAGAUGAGAUGAUUCAUACUUUUGGUCAUUUUAUUGUUUGUCAUUAUGAGCCGUUUUGAGUCAUAGAGAUGAAUCAAUUGCUUUCUUACAGAUUGACAAGUUUGUGUCUAUUAGAGGCUUCUAAAAUCAAGUUUGUCUGA
Molecule: messenger RNA, 664 nt
Organism: Camellia sinensis
Lineage: Eukaryota; Viridiplantae; Streptophyta; Magnoliopsida; Ericales; Theaceae
Source: RefSeq, a predicted model, not a curated record